Molecule: messenger RNA, 1663 nt
Organism: Epinephelus lanceolatus (giant grouper)
Lineage: Eukaryota; Metazoa; Chordata; Actinopteri; Perciformes; Serranidae
Gene: ada2b
Product: adenosine deaminase 2b
Biological process (GO): adenosine catabolic process; inosine biosynthetic process
Molecular function (GO): adenosine deaminase activity
Source: RefSeq, a predicted model, not a curated record
GGUCAUUAGUACGUCUUACACAGAGUAUUUCUGUCUUUACAGCAUCAGAGCAGACCUGCUCUUGUGGAUUAUGUUCUAGCGCUCCUCUGUGUCACAUCAGGACAUGGUGAUCUCAAUCUGCCAGGCUGUGGUCACUUACGUGCCCCUGCUGUGGUUUGUAAGAGUGGCUGAUGGGAUGCCUGACCCCGCUCAGAGGGACCUGCUGAUGCGUCAGGAGGCGUCCAGGCAGACGGGAGGCCGGGUGACCCUGUCGGCGGCCGAGCAGAAGCUGGACGUUUACCUCCAUCGAUUAAAGGAGAAAGAGAUGUCUGCUGAACAGUUCCCCCCGGCUAUACACUUCUUCAAAGCAAAGCCUCUCAUACAGAAGAGUCCCAUCUUCAAACUGCUGCAGAAGAUGCCUAAAGGUGCAGCGCUGCACAUCCACACCUCGUCUCUGGUCAGUGUUGACUGGCUGGUGAAAAACGUCACCUACAGGCCUCACUGCUACAUCUGCUUCACCUGGGACAACUCGGUCCGCUUCUUGUUCUCCAACCGCCAGCCCUUCCCUCGGUGGGACUGCUUCUACUGGCAGCUGCUGGAGACCCUGAGAGCCAGAGUGGGAGACCCCACAGGCUUUGAUAACAGUUUAAUGCAGCACCUCACACUUUUCACUGAGGAUCCAGAUGGCAAGUACCCGAGCCAGGAGGUUGUGUGGGAGAAGUUUGAGAAAGCCUUCAUUGCAGCUGCUGGGCUUGUCACCCAUGCACCUGUACUGAGAGACUACCUCUACAGGGGCCUAGAGGAGCUUCUCAAUGACAACAUCAUGUACCUGGAACUGAGGAGCGGCCUCUCGAGGACAUAUGAGCUCGAUGGAACCAUUCAUGAUAAGGUCUGGGCUCUGAAAACCUUUCAAGAAGUGACAAAGAAAUUUGUAGCAGACCAUCCGGACUUUCUUGGGGCUCGUAUCAUCAUUUCUGCGCACAGAGCUCUGAGUGUGUCCGAGAUCAAAUCAGCUGUAAAAGAGGCCAUUCAGCUGCAGAAGGACUUCCCAGACGUUGUUGCAGGAUUCGACAUGGUUGGCAGGGAGGACGAUGGGAGGACUCUUUGGUACUUCAGUGAGGCACUGUCUCUGCCAGCUGAUCUGGGUGUCACGCUGCCGUACUUCUUUCACGCAGGGGAAACAGAUGAUGAAGGCACAGACGUAGAUCAAAAUAUUCUUGACGCCCUUCUGUUCAACACAUCACGCAUCGGGCACGGCUUUGCUUUGGCUCACCAUCCACUCGCUAAAGAGCUUUCUAGAAAAAGAAACGUAGCUGUGGAGCUGUGCCCCGUCUCAAACCAGGUGCUGAAGCUGGUGUCAGACCUUCGGAACCACCCUGCAGCUGUGCUGAUGUCCGAGGGCCACCCGAUGGUGAUCAGCUCCGAUGACCCGUCUCUGUUCGGCACCACGGGCCUCUCCUACGACUUCUAUCAAGCCUUUGUUGGCAUCGGAGGGUUAAAAGCAAACCUGGGCACUCUGAAAGAGCUGGCUCUGAACUCCAUCAGGUACAGCUCCCUGCCAGCUCAUCUGAAGGACACGUGUCAGGUCAUGUGGCAGAACAAAUGGGACGACUUCAUUUUAAAUCAUUCAUCACAACUGAACCACAACAGAUCCUGUUUGACUUGAAUGUUAUAAAAGCGCUUA